This is a messenger RNA of Salvia splendens (bonfire salvia), 1150 nucleotides long. RefSeq names its product peptidyl-prolyl cis-trans isomerase CYP18-1. The transcript has 5 exons. The coding region runs from base 157 to 639 and encodes 160 amino acids. Gene Ontology annotation, molecular function: peptidyl-prolyl cis-trans isomerase activity. Gene Ontology annotation, biological process: protein folding; protein peptidyl-prolyl isomerization. Lineage: Eukaryota; Viridiplantae; Streptophyta; Magnoliopsida; Lamiales; Lamiaceae. Gene Ontology annotation, cellular component: catalytic step 2 spliceosome. The record is from RefSeq and is a predicted model, not a curated record.
UUUCCCUAUCUUAUUAAUCUAAAUUUAUUCGAAAAAGAAGCCAUAAAAAGGGUCUUCAGAAUUCCUAGCAUUCAACAGCGAAGGAUAGUAUAAUCUAAAGAGUUACUUCAGUUUCAACUGUAAUCGUUUUAGAGUUCCGAUAAUCGAUCUGUCAAAAUGUCAGUGACGCUUCACACGAAUUUGGGCGACAUCAAGUGCGAAAUCUUCUGCGACGAGGUCCCGAGGACAGCUGAGAAUUUUCUGGCGUUAGCUGCAAGUGGUUAUUAUGAUGGAACCAUAUUUCAUAGAAAUAUUAAGGGUUUCAUGAUACAAGGUGGUGAUCCAACCAAUACUGGCAAGGGUGGUACAAGUAUAUGGGGUAAAAAGUUCAAUGAUGAGAUAAGAGAGUCUUUGAAGCACAAUGCUAGAGGUAUCUUAUCCAUGGCAAACAGUGGGCCUAAUACUAACGGAAGCCAGUUCUUCAUAACCUAUGGCAAGCAACCUCAUCUCAAUGGACUCUAUACCAUCUUUGGGAAAGUGAUUCAUGGUUUUGAAGUGCUUGAUAUAAUGGAAAAGGCUCCAACAGGUCCGGGGGAUAAACCUCUCAUGGAAAUCAGGACCAACCGUGUAACAAUUCAUGCCAACCCACUUGCUGGUUAAACAAUUUAUUUUAUAACACAACGCUGUGCCUAGUUUGAAGACUGCUGUGCUUUAUCAUCCGGCUCUGGCCUUGUGCAAAUUGCUGAAGAACCCAAUAUUAAAAAAAUCCAACACUUGGUAGAAUUGUACUACAUAGUUUAUACUGGUGACUGCUUCAAUGGCUGCCGGCUGAUUUCUUUACUCCGAUGUUUCCAUUUCUGAAUCCGAUGAAGUCUAACUUAGUUGGUCCUUGCUGCAUUUGUUGACUGGAUGUUAGAUUGUUUUUGUUGAUAGCUGUGUUAUUGAAAUAGUUAGAGAUGGUGGUACUUACAAAUAAGCUGAUGGUGGUACAGCUGCUGCAUUUGUUGUGGCACUGCAGUCUGCAGUUUAUGGUAGACUUGAAUUAUGUCGUUUUAUUUUUACAAGUUUAUGUCUGAAUUUCUGAAGGCUAGGGAAAAAUAACACGCAAAAGAUAAUAUCAUCUGUAAUCCUUGAGCACUAAUAUCUUAAUAUUCACAUGUAUUUUCUAUUU